AAAAUAAAUAAAAUAAAAAAAUAAAAAAAUAAAAAAAUAAAAAAGUGACCAAAAGUAGAUUUCGUAAAUACUGGAUGCGACAACAGAGAGAGUUCACAGUGUUCCUGGAUACGUCAGCCUUUCGCUAUCAGGAGUUACUUGUAGAACCUGCUCCAGACAAUCUUCGGCACCGAACGACACCGGAUUCCUCGCCUCUCAUCUUCGCAGCGAACUCUCGAGGAAUUCCCUUGUUACUUUCCGUCCUUCUUUCUUUCUUUCUUUCUUUCGUUUUUCCCUUUCGUCGUCUCGUCUCAUCUCCCCUCAUGUCCCAACCCAGCGUGCGGCGACGGAAAUCAUGAUGUUGGCUACGUUGUCUCUCUUCCUCAUCUCGUUCUUUUGCCUGCCCACUGUCGUCACCGCGCAAGGUCCGGUAGAUCCGCAACUAACGGGCACUUGGACUACCAAGUCACAGAAGGUCUUGACGGGCAGAGGAUUCUACAAUCCACAAAAGGAUAGAUUCGUGGAGCCGUCGCAUACAGGAAUCUCAUAUUCAUUCUCCGAAGAUGGAUUCUUCGAAGAAGCAUAUUUCCGCGCAGUUUCUGAUGCUACCAGUCCAGAAUGUUCAAAAGGGGUAAUGCAAUUUCAACAUGGAACCUAUAGAGUGGAACGUAAUGGGUCUCUCAUCCUGACCCCAUUCAGCUCGGAUGGUCGCCAAUUGGUCUCGAACCCUUGCAUUAGCGAAAGUGCAGAGUACUAUCGAUAUAUCCAAGAAGAGCUGUUCGAGAGAUACGAAGUCCUACUUGAUCCGUUUCACAAGAUCCAACGCCUCAAUCUAUACCGAUUUGACGGCUCACCAUUGAUCCCCAUGUAUCUCGCUGCACGUACGCCAGAGAUGCUCCCGACACACACGCUGAAUCCGACAGAUCGCUCCAAGACUGCUGUUACAGCAAGAUCGACAGCGGCUGGCGAACGAAAAGCUAAAGCGAAAAGAACCGAAGGCUCUGAAGAAAUAGAAAGGGAAUUUAAAGUCGCCCAGCCGCCAAGAAACAAGAGCCCAUUCAUCAAGACGAUUGACUACUUCUACCAUUCAAGAAUGGAUAGGCUACCGAGCAGUGAUAAGGUGUGGUGGAUAGGGGUAAUCAUGACAUCUAUUGGAGGGAUCGCCCUAAUCUAUAAAUGAGUGCAUAUCAUGUUGUACUUUUUUUCUUUUUGUGCGGUGCUAUACUCUUUUUUCUGCUUCCUUCUGCCUUUUUUUAAUUAUUCCCGUUCUUUUUUUUUUUAUGGAUUCUAAUUCUCAUUUAUCUUCUUCAUCGCCCCUUUCUGCUACAUUUAUAUUUUUAAUGGGCCUAGUCUGUUGAGGGACUAUCUUGGGAUAGACUGGGCGUUAAGGAGGGAGCAAAAUGGGAUACCAAUAAGUGUUUAAAAUCUAUUAUAUGAUCAGGCUGGUCGUCCAGCUUUUGUACUAGCAGGCCUAUAGAGUCCUCCUCCCUCCUACUGCUUUCUCAUGCAAAGUGAUAGAUACUAAUAUUGACUAUAUCGAGUCGUGCCGUUAUUUCACACCCCCUAAAGCCCGCCGUACCCCGUUGCUAAAAACAAUUCGAAAAUUGGCCGAGUAUUCAAUUGAUUCAUUCACCUCUCAUAAAUUAUCCCGAGCUAUGACGGUACUCGUUCAUUUUCUUGUACCAGGGAAGGGCUAGAAAUGUAAUUCCAAGGGGGAAACGGGGAAACGGGGAAACGGGGAAAAUCUUCCAUUAUAUUUCAUCAUAGCAACAAUAUAUAGCGGGCGAACGGACCAUUUCCAUCUCGGAGAAAUCGAUGUGCGAGCUAGCUGUAACUGAAAUGUACACCCGGCGGACGAUACUACCUGAUGCUAGAUAAAGAAGCUGACCCCGUACGCUCCCCCGGCCCCCCCGUUUCACGAGUCAUAUUGUACACCCAUAUCUGCGCCCCAAUCACGCCCUCCGAUGGGGGGUAAAGGAAAGGAGUGGAGAAGAAAGGAGAGUGAAAAAACAAAGAAAAGAAAAGCAAACGCCCGUAAUUUUCCGCAUACAUAGUGGUGAUAUACACGUAACUCCCCUAUAAUUUUCCCCCACUCCCUAGGAUAUCAACUCCUUCGCAAUCUUCGAGAUCUCCCCUACCUGCACUGGUUUCCCUUCCAACGAACCCCCGGGUCCCACCAGCGCCUUUAUGACAGUCCCUAUAGCAAUCUUUUCCCCGGAAUUUUUCAUUUUUUCAAUAGCUCUCGAGACAGCAGCUCGGACCUCCUCAUUGCUUAUCGUUUCCACCUGGCUAGCGUAUCUUUCCAAAACUUCUAGUUCUUUAUUCGCGUUCUCGAUCAAGUCUGCUCGGCCCGCCUCUAGGUAUUCACCCUUUGCAUCCUUUAGCGCAGCGGUGCGCUUGUUUAAGAGCUUUAGGAGCUGGAUGUCAGUUUUUAUGGGCGAGGGGGUCUUUGCGGCGUUGUUUGUUUCUGAUAUUAUGGCGCGGAGGACGUUGAGUCUAUAUUUAUAAAGACGGCCGAAUGCGGGCUUGUUAACACAUGUGAUCGCAGGGAGAACUGAGGGGCGUUUUAAGCUAUUGAGUAUUUAUGUACCUGGCGGUGUCCCUCGCCCUCAUGGCAUCCUUCAGAUCUGAUUUUAUCUUAAAGAGCAAGGGCGGUGCUGUUGGAGCAGCUGUAGAGUUGUGUCGGACGACGACGCCUCGAAGGCACUGCUGGGGACGGGAUCUGAGUGAUCGGAACAUUGUGAGAGAAAAGAGACUGAAUUUACGAAGGGCGAUAUGUAGAGAAUCAAGAUGUGCUAUGCUGUAAUGAGAUUUCUG
Messenger RNA from Blastomyces gilchristii SLH14081, 2796 nucleotides. RefSeq names its product protein ROT1. Bases 335 to 1159 code for a protein of 274 amino acids. The record is from RefSeq and is a predicted model, not a curated record. Lineage: Eukaryota; Fungi; Ascomycota; Eurotiomycetes; Onygenales; Ajellomycetaceae. The transcript is spliced from 4 exons. Gene Ontology annotation, cellular component: endoplasmic reticulum; endoplasmic reticulum membrane. Gene Ontology annotation, biological process: 'de novo' protein folding.